AUGGAAAAAACCUGGGGCAGACGUAAGCUGCAGGAUCAGCUGUUGACCUCCUCUGCCCCCUCCCUCUUUCCCCCCUUCUCAAGCUGCUCAGCUCUCCCUCCCUUUGAACUUGUUCUUUCCACCACUAUGGAGGUAGAUUGUCAAUCUAGCAUAGGGAAUGAAAGAAGAGGCUUUUUGGUCAGGGGCCUCUUUGGCAAGGUGACCAAAUUGUGAUGCUGCACUUGGCAGCGUCAAAAGCAUGAGCUGCAGAAGCCUUAAAGCAAGGAUCUCCUCUGAGACAAAUUAUUUAAUAAUAACUGUCUCCCAUUCCAUUUUUUUCCCAUAAUUAUCCCACCAAAAACAUUUUCAUAUACUACCUUUCAUCUUCUCCUAACCCCUUAUGACACCUGAAUUUGCAAUAGUUGUUUGUUAAUUGUAGUACCUACCUGUGGCUCAGUACUAAUUGCAGGGUGCUGAUAUCAUGGUGCUUAAUUUACCACUCAAGGAUGAGACUGGUCUAUUUCAGUUUGCAUGAUGAAGUUGGGAGACAGGUGGAGCCCUCAAGCCGGGUGAUGAGCAGAGGAAGCAGGAAAAGAAACAGACCAACCUCACAGGAGUUGGGGCAGGUGGAUGCACAAGGACAGAAAGCUUAAAGGGAAUUAGAUUGCAGACUUGUGUUUUCAGAGAUGCCACACUACCACUAUAAGAGACCAAGUGAUCUCAGGAAAGCAAGCUUGUUGCUCCCAACUUGAGCUGGGCAGCAUUAACCCUUCUAAAUCAGUAUGUCAAACUAUACAUUAUGAGGUCAGGAGGAGGUGGUCUUCUGAGUAGGGUGCUUUGGAUAAAUGUUACCCUGUUGCCCCUACUUCCAUAAGCAGCUCGCAGAGGGGAGUUUUCAGUACAAAGGUUCACUCUGCACCAGUGCACCCAUUACUUUGAGCUUGUGAACUGCAUUCGUAUUCAAGGAAUACCUUGGGUGUAGAAAUACCCACCCACCCCCAUCUCACCUUCCUCCACCUUCAGUGCUGUCUUGGCAAGUCAGGGACUUUUUCCAAUCCAAAAUGUAUAUAUUUGAAGGAAGGUUAAAGUAAUUUAGGAGCUAGUAAUGGUUUUGGUUUCCCCAGUACCCAAUGCUUUCAUAGACUCGUAGAGUUGGAAAGGCACUGACAGUUAAUCUAGCUCCCUGCAAUGCAAGAAUCUCAACUAAAACAUCCAUGAGAGAUGGCUAUCCAACCUCUGCUUAAAAACCUCCAGUGAAGGAGAGUCCACCACCUUACGAGGAAGUCUGUUCCACUGUCAAACAACUCUUGCUGCUGGAAAGUCCUUCCUGAUGUUUAGUCGGAAUCUCCUUUCUUGUAACCUGAAGCCAUUGGUUUGAGUCCUACUCUCUGGGGCAGGAGAAAACAAGUUUGCUCUAUCUUCCAUGUGACAGGCCUUUAGAUAUUUAAAGGCGGCUAUCAUAAUUCCUCUCAGUCUCCUCUUAUUCAAGCUAAACAUGCCCAAUUCCCUCAACUGUUCCACCUUGCCAAUAUCCUCCUUAAAUUGUGGCGCCCGGAACUGGACACAGUAGUCCAGGUUUCGUUUGGCCAAGGCAGAAUAGGGCAGUACUAUUACUUCUCUGGAAACAGUCAGGGCAUGUAUCCACAGCACUGACCAGAGGAGGAAUGACCACUGAAAGGAGUGCAGAAAGAAGAGACACCAUGGUACACCUGCAUCAGCACAACCAGAUGCCUUUCUCUGCCCCAGCUGCAACAAAACAUGUCUCUCCCGUAUCAGUCACUUCAGUCACAGCAGGCGCUGUAACUCUCCAGCGGUUUGACUUCUCCCCUCAAGGGACACUCUUCCAUUGUCUCCCAAGAUGGACUGAUGCCAGCAGUAUCACGUCCCUUGAUCAGGACACUAUACUUUUCUUGAUUCAGCCUAGCUUUAUCCCUCACAUUAUCCCUCACAUUCCUAAAUUGGUUUUUCCAGGGCUAGAUUUGUAAGGUAGCUACAGAGUAGGAUCCCAGCCAGUUUAACUGCCAAGUUGUGCCUGAAUUACCUUGAUGGUUCUGAAUAUGCUGAUUCUGCUCCUUCCAAAACUCCUUGCUGGUCAAAGUAUACUGGUGCUUGUAAUAAUCUAAAUGUGAAAAGGGAUGGAAUGGCCACAUUCCCUUACGUAGGAAGAUUUAAAGCACAAUUCUACACAUGUCCCAUUUAGCUCCAUGGGGUUUACUCCCAGAUAAACUAUGUAUAGGUCUGCAGAGAUUUUUGGUACCCUGAGCAAAUAUUAUCACUGCUGCAGGAGAUUUGAGGAGAGCAUAUGGCAAAGAUGAAAGAGAUGCUCUUUCAUAUGGUGAUAGUUGUAUAGGUUUGGCUGCAAGUGUGAAUGCUGGCAGAGGAGAAACAAAGUUUAUGGCAUCUGAGAAAUUCAUUAAGCAUACCGACCUCAUAUUGUUUAAUCUGGAUUGGAUUAUAUAUGUUUUUCCUCCCAGAUGUCCCAAGUGCUUUCUUCAUUUUCACAGCCGCACAGAGGUAACAUUCAGAAUUGUCUGCUGUCCAUCAUUUGCUAGUGGCUCUGAUAAAGAAUCCUACCCCAGUUAUCUCUUACACAAAGGAGGAUACUAGAUUGCUGUUGUAGAAGAGAAAGGUGGUAGGGUCUCAAAAUUUCUAAAAGCCUCCAUGACUGGCCUUAAUUGCCUCCCUUUUAAAAGAAUGGAGGCUGCAUCACCCUUUCCUUCUGAUUUUACAGCUCUUAGAGCCAUUGGAUAGGUAAAAUAUUGUUUCAGAAAGUGUGGAUUAGGUAGGUUUGCCUUUAAAUACCAACUGUGUCCAAUUUCUCCUCAACCCCUAAUCCUGGAGGCCAUAUUGUCUUUGAGACUUAGUAGUCUAUGGGUAGAAAGAGUUGUGAGCUACCUUGGAAAUUUGGAGAGUUUUAUUGCAAAUAGGCAUUGCUGAUAUUUGGAAGAACAGGCGUGUGGGAUUGGCCAUGUAGAGAGGGACAGGGUACAAAAUACAUAUCCUGGGCUGAUAUUAGUACCGUCCCCUCUGUCCCUUUUUUGGUGCAUCACCUUUAUGAUUUGAGCAUACAUCUAUAUGAGAAUGUGUAAGUAAGGACCAAUGGUGCCUAUCUAUUCAUAGGGGAUAUGACUUGCUUGUAGGAACUAAUCAUGUAUUCAGUUGUCAUUGGUUCAGGUAUCUUACCAGUGAUAAAUCUGCAUUUUAAUCAUCAUAUAAGUCUCAGGGAGCCUCAUUUACUGAUCCCUCCUCCUUCUUUUCAUUCUCUUUCCUUUCUUUGGCUUAGAAAUAGCAGGUUUCCCUGGGGAAAUUGCUACCUCAAGUGCCUUGGCUCGUCAGAAGCAUGAAGACUGUAACAACAGGUUUCAUGGCAUUGUACAAACUGUUGUUAAGAGGAAAUAUAGAAUGUUUUUACAGUAGCAUGGACAGUGCAGCUGCUUAAACCCUAGACCUGGCACCGCAGUUGUUAAUACUGGAAACAUAAACACUUGCAAGUGAAGCAGAGUUGGGUUGCAUUAGUACUUGAACAUUUAGACCUCCAAGUAAAUGUCAGGUGCUUCCAGAGAAGUGUUAUAGUCACUUAGGAAUCAGCAGCUACUUAUAGCCUAAUGGAUGUCAGCUGUGCUGUUAUUUAAAGUACAUAUAAAAUUAUUGUUCUGCUCUAUUCAAGUGGUACUUUUUAUGAGUACAAGAAGCUUAGAACCCAAUACCCUAGACACACAAGAGUUUAUAAAUAUUCUGCCAUCUUAAAGGAGACCUGCAAUUUCAACUGGAUGUAUUAAUUAAUUAACCUUGUGUGUUAUGAUGCAACUAUUGCAUGAGGCAUUUCGUUCAUUCAACAGGUGAGUUUCAUUGCUGCAUAACAGCAAUGUGUGUGGAAAGAACUGUGAGCUGCAAACCAGUCCAUCAUGGAAGGUACUACAAAAAUCUGAGAUACAGUAUUGUUAUUUUCAUGGAGGCUUUGGGGGGGGGGGGGCGGAGAAUAAAGUAAAGACAUGAAUGUGAACCAAUUAAAUAUUUAGGUUGUGUGUGUGCAUAUGAGAUGGGGGUGUAUUUGCCAUCAGUAAGUCCAUUGGUCUCUCUUAGCCAUGCCAGAUAAUUAUAACCUCCAUAUUCAGAGGAAGUAUACUUCUAGUUGCCAGGUGCUAUGGACAAGCAAUAGAGGGUGGCCAUUGUCCUCUUGCUUUCUGUUUGGGAGCAUUCCAGGGAAAUCUGGUUGGUCAGUUGAGGAGAAGCCUGGAACAGAAGCAGCAUAUCUUCUUAUUGGAUGAGGAGAGCCUUUGCUUUUCAAUGCUGUGCAGCCAUUGCAUUCUGAACAACAGUUGCUGCUGACUUAAAACCUUCCAUGCCUACCUAGUCAAACUAGGGCUAGUAUUCCUGCCAGGUGAGUGUCCCUUUUAUACUGAAGAGUUAGCUUCACAAAACCAAUCAAGGAACAGAUAUUGUAUUAUGUGAUGUAUCUCACCACUGCAGAAGGGUCACAGUGAGUCACUGCAGAAUGUUUGAAGAAAGGGCUGAAUUAAACAGGUGGGGCAUGGGGAAAUGAUUUCAGAUUAUUAGCUUGCCUGGUGCUUAGGAUUCAUUAUUAGUCAAAAGAAAAAGGGGGGCACAUAUGAAAGAUUAUGGAUUUGUAUGGCUGUAUCUCUCUGGCUGUUGUACAAAACUAAUUUCCUGUACUUUUGGCAGUUAUUACUGGCAUUGGGCCAAGUUGGUAAACUUUAUGUGAGGUGUGAAGGAUUGCAACUGCAGUCCCAUGCCAAGUGACCCAUGUUAUAUUAGAGGAUGUGCCUAAAUAUGCAGUGCAAACUGAGUUUAGCCUUGGGUCUUGAUAUAAAGCAACAGGAGUUCAAAUGCACCUUGUAAAAAUGAUUUUACUGAAUCAUUUAAAUGCAAGUAAGAAAAGUUUGCAGCCUGUAGAUGAAAAUGAUACUUGUACAGGGUCAGUGCCCAAAAAGAAACAUGUCUGCAACCUCUCUCUUUGUGGGCUAGCCUAAUAUUGUUCAGGCCUCACAAGGAGACAGGCUGAGGCAGAGAUCCCUUUUCUGCUGGAAGAAGGAAAAUAUUAGAGCCUUGUCACGGAGCAGUCUUUUGCCUCCACCAGGUGCUUUUCUCUGCUGAGACCAGGCGCCAAGCAGUUGGACGCUUCUUCCCCUUGUAGCCUUACGCAAAGCUUGCUACAUUUCUCUCAGAUCUAUAGAGGCAGCUUUAGCCACCAGCCGGCAUGCCAACGGGAGGACUGGCAUUCUUUGCGUGAGAGCUGCCAGUUUUUGGAGCGCUGUCUUCUUCACGUCCCAAUGUUUUUCAUUUGCCCUGAUUGGCCUUGGAUGA
This is a messenger RNA of Podarcis lilfordi (Lilford's wall lizard), 5304 nucleotides long. The record is from the annotation of a GenBank genome assembly. NCBI's taxonomy places the organism in Eukaryota, Metazoa, Chordata, Lepidosauria, Squamata, Lacertidae.